Benincasa hispida (wax gourd) is the source of this 333-nucleotide messenger RNA. The record is from RefSeq and is a predicted model, not a curated record. Lineage: Eukaryota; Viridiplantae; Streptophyta; Magnoliopsida; Cucurbitales; Cucurbitaceae.
AUGGUGUUGGCCGAGAGACUGAAAUUGGUAAUGCCUAGUAUCAUUGCUCCUUCCCAAAGUGCUUUCACAGAAGGAAGACAAAUUUUAGAUCCCAUUCUUAUUGCCAACGAAGCAGUAGAAGAUUAUCGUGUGAAAAAGAAAAAAGGGUGGAUCCUUAAGCUCGACAUGGAAAAGGCUUUCAACCGUGUUGACUGGGAUUUUUUAGAAAAGGUGUUAAGAAACAAGAACUUCAGCCAGAAAUUGAUAGAAUGGAUUAUGGGAUGUGUCAAAAACCCAAUGUUUUCAGUCUUCAUUGUAGACCAAGGGGGAGAGUGGCUGCUACAAGAGGCAUAA